AUGUGCCCUGGUGGGCGUACGGCCGGGCCCCGCUCCCCCGAUUCCUCCCGGCUCCCCGGGCGCUGCGGCCGGGGCUGCGGCCGGUCACGGUGUCCCCGCCUUUCGGCAGGCACUGGAGCUCUCUUCGCCGUGCAGAAGCUGUUGAGCAAGAAGCUGCCUUACAGCCCGCAGUGGAGCCUGCUGCUGGCCGGGGCUGCAGGGUCCAUUGCCAGCUAUGUGGUAACCAGAGCUGAGACACAGAAAUGUUCUGACUUCUGGAUUUACCUGGAGACAGGCAAGUCCCCCCAGGAGCUUGCCGGGGAUGGUAGGGUGUCUCAGCCUGGAGAAAAUCUGCCCAGCCCAGAGGACGGAGAGAUUAUGGCACUGCUAGUGAGGAGGAACAAGUACGGGGAUGUUGUGGAGUAG
This is a messenger RNA of Chaetura pelagica (chimney swift), 405 nucleotides long. It is a transcript of the gene TMEM141, whose product is annotated as transmembrane protein 141. Lineage: Eukaryota; Metazoa; Chordata; Aves; Apodiformes; Apodidae. Bases 1 to 405 code for a protein of 134 amino acids. The record is from RefSeq and is a predicted model, not a curated record. The transcript has 4 exons.